GCGACGACCACGUCGUCGGCGAGUUUGGCGAAGAUCGUGGGCUGUGGCGGCGGCAUCGACGUCGUGUCUAAGGUGGAGCGUCCGGGCAGCACGACGACGCUCAACUUCACGGACCUGGGGAGCCCAUUCGGGGCGGGCGACCCCUGUCCGUCGAGUACCCCGACCCCGAAUAGUAUGUCGGGCGGUGGUGGACCGACCGGCGGCAGCGGUGGAGGUGGCGGUGGCGGCGGCGGUGGCGCCGGUACCGGAGGCGCCAAUUCUGAUAUGGAGCAGCAUCUUCAUCACGCGGGCCUUGGCUCGGUGACGCCCGGGCCACCCGGUGGAAACGGCAGCGACAGCACGACGUCCAGCACGCCGGUCUCCCAAAGCGGCAAAUCCGCUUUCAUCGAGCUCCAGCACAAUAACCUCUAUAAUCCGGCGAGUCUUCGAAGUGGUUAUCCAGGCGGGCAUAAUGUAUCCGCGCAUCAGUUCUCGCACCAGGUCGGCUCGCUGGCCCACCAGGGCUCCGGACCUGGCAGCGGGAAUCAGCAGCACGCGGACGCGGGCUUCCCCAGUCCUAGAUCCGCGCUGGCCGGAUAUCCGUUCGCGCCCAUGCACCAACACAACGCCUACGGAUAUCACCUGGGAUCGUACGCCCCCCAGUGCCCCUCGCCGCCCAAGGACGGUGAGUACCCCAACUGGUGGUGCAUGUUCGCAGACCUCUCGCCAUUAGGUGAUAAAGGCGGUAGCCUCGUCGACGAGCUAGGCGGCGGCGGCGGCGGUUCCCUCAGGAACGGCAAGGGCAAGAAGAUGAGGAAACCGAGGACGAUUUACAGCAGCCUGCAAUUGCAGCAGCUCAACAGGCGGUUCCAGAGGACGCAGUACCUCGCGCUACCGGAAAGAGCGGAGCUCGCGGCCAGCCUCGGACUCACGCAAACACAGGUGAAAAUCUGGUUCCAAAAUAGAAGAAGUAAGUACAAGAAGAUGAUGAAGGCAGCGCAGCAGGGCGGAGGUGGUGGUGGUGGCCAGCAUGGCAGUCUUCUAGCGGGUGGAAACGCUCUACCCGGAGGACCAUCCCCUCAACCCGGUCAACCUGGAAGUCUCAUGCAAGGUGGAGGCGGAAGUUCCGUGUCGGGCAGCCCGACGACGGGUUACUUGGGCGGCAUGGGCGGCGGGGGUGGCGGUCACACCCCCGGGAGCUCGAGCCCCGGAAGCGAGAUGUCGCCUCAGCACAACGAGAGCCCGCCGGCACCCUCCUGGCCGGGCGAGAUGAAGCACCAUCCGCAUCCGCACGCGCCCCCUCACACCCAUCAUCACCCGCACACGCCCGGGCAUCAUCCACCGCCACCGCCACCCCCGCCGCAUCACGCAGGCUACAUGCCGCAGUACUCCUGGUACCAGGCGGACCCUAAUCCCGGACUACUCACGUAA
This is a messenger RNA of Formica exsecta, 1410 nucleotides long. RefSeq names its product homeotic protein distal-less (gene Dll). Lineage: Eukaryota; Metazoa; Arthropoda; Insecta; Hymenoptera; Formicidae. The record is from RefSeq and is a predicted model, not a curated record. The transcript is spliced from 4 exons. The coding region runs from base 175 to 1410 and encodes 411 amino acids. Gene Ontology annotation, molecular function: DNA-binding transcription factor activity, RNA polymerase II-specific; RNA polymerase II cis-regulatory region sequence-specific DNA binding. Gene Ontology annotation, biological process: regulation of transcription by RNA polymerase II.